GCUCCCUCUCUUUCCGCCUUCACUUCCUCCCGAGCCUCUCCUCUUCUCCUGCUCCUCACGGCGGCGGCGGCGGCGGCGAUGCAGAUGACUGCUGCUAAAACCGAUGUCCCGGCGGCAGCUGCUCCGCACCCACAUCCCCACGCCCAUGGCCCGCAAGUACCGCACGGUCACGGGCACCCGCAUCCUCACCACCACAUGCCGCAGCCGCGGUGGGUGGUACUUCCCUACCCGCCGCCGCCGCCUAUGGUGGCCGCGCCGCCCCCUCCUACGCCGCAGUAUGUGAAGCAUUUCGCGCCGCAGGCAUCGGUGACUCCGCCUCCGCCACCGGCUGGAUCCGGCGGGAACGGAGGUGACGAGAACCGGACGAUCUGGGUCGGCGACCUCCAGUACUGGAUGGACGAGAACUACCUCCACAGCUGCUUCGGCCCCAGCGGCGAGGUCGUGACGAUUAAAGUUAUCCGCAAUAGACAUUCUGGAGUUUCUGAGGGUUAUGGUUUUGUAGAGUUCUAUUCCCAUGCAUCAGCAGAGAAAGCACUUCAGAAUUUCGCUGGUCAUGUAAUGCCUAAUACUGACCGAGCUUUUAAGUUAAAUUGGGCAUCAUAUAGUGUUGGAGAAAAACGCUCUGAACUUGCUUCUGAUCACUCAAUUUUUGUUGGUGAUCUAGCUGUUGAUGUUACUGAUGACAUGUUGAUGGAACUUUUUGCUAACAAAUAUCGUUCUGUGAAAGGAGCUAAAGUUAUUAUUGAUGCAAACACGGGCCGUUCUAGGGGAUAUGGAUUUGUUAGGUUUGGAGAUGAUAUUGACAGAACUCAUGCUAUGACUGAAAUGAAUGGCAUGUAUUGCUCUACUCGACCAAUUCGCAUUGGACCUGCAACUCCUAGAAGAACUUCAGGUGAUUCUGGCACCUCUCCAACAACACAAUCAGAUGGUGACUCAACUAACAGGACAGUAUAUGUUGGCGGGCUUGACCCCAAUGUUAGUGAAGAUGAACUAAGAAAAACAUUUGCAAAAUAUGGUGAUGUUGCUUCUGUCAAAAUUCCUGUUGGGAAACAAUGCGGUUUUGUUCAGUUUAUCAACAGAGCUGAUGCGGAAGAAGCAUUACAAGGGUUGAGUGGAUCAACAAUUGGGAAGCAGGCUGUUCGUCUUUCUUGGGGCCGCAGUCCAGCAAGCAAACAGUCUAGGGGUGAUUCUGGCCAUCGACGGAAUGGCAUGUACUAUGGCAUGCCUUUCUACGGUGGAUAUGGCUAUGCGUCGCCAGUUCCACACCCAAACGUGUAUGCUGCGGCUUAUGGAGCCUACCCUUUCUACGGUAACCAGCAACUAGUGAGCUGAUGAUAGAGGUCGUCUCUGUUUCCUCCCAACACCAGUAGAAAACAAGGUUUUGGUCCAGUAAGAAUACUAUCAUGGGAUGACAUACUAUAGAUGGCCAUAAAAGCGGGCGAGAGAGACAGGUAUAUGUAUGUGAUGUCUGCAGAUUUGUGUUGCUAGUAGAACCUAAAGCAAGGCUUCUAGACAAUAAAGAGACGAGUUAUUCGUAUUGUUGUAAGAAAUUUUGACUUGCUAAUAAAACUAUUGGCUGAAAGUCUGUUUGCUUAA
Molecule: messenger RNA, 1596 nt
Organism: Hordeum vulgare subsp. vulgare (domesticated barley)
Lineage: Eukaryota; Viridiplantae; Streptophyta; Magnoliopsida; Poales; Poaceae
Product: polyadenylate-binding protein RBP47C'-like
Exons: 6
Coding region: 79-1332 (417 amino acids)
Cellular component (GO): cytosol
Molecular function (GO): mRNA binding
Source: RefSeq, a predicted model, not a curated record